Molecule: messenger RNA, 1845 nt
Organism: Letharia columbiana
Lineage: Eukaryota; Fungi; Ascomycota; Lecanoromycetes; Lecanorales; Parmeliaceae
Exons: 5
Coding region: 1-1845 (614 amino acids)
Biological process (GO): ubiquitin-dependent endocytosis
Cellular component (GO): cytosol; plasma membrane; cytoplasm
Molecular function (GO): protein-macromolecule adaptor activity; ubiquitin protein ligase binding
Source: RefSeq, a predicted model, not a curated record
AUGCCCGGAGAAUGUCUGAGCCAUUUAUCAAGCAUACCAGAAAGAGGCUCCUCCAAGAGUAUCUCUCAAGGAAACUCCGCCGUUUCCAUGCGAUUAGCAGCUUCGCAUGCGCCUCCACCCCUGCCAUCGCACGGCAUGUCUAACAAUGGCACAACGGUUCCUGCCAGGGGCAGAUCGACAUCUCCAAUCCGCCGACCUAACGUUUUAACCCUGCGACGAGCUCCGUCACGGACAUUUGCUCCAUUGCUCAUGCCGACUGACCUGCUUGAUACCCCAAGACUGACUCACCCUCGUCUCAACCUUGCCAUCCACCUGUCAGCUCCGAUUUUCAUGGGUGGAGCGACGGUGGAAGGCGAAAUCCACGUGGGAAUUGAUGGAGGGCCAUUUCAGACACGUCGCAAGUCUACAGCGGGUCUGGCGCUGAGUAAGAUUUCCGCCACUCUCGUUGGGGUAGAAAGAUGCAAAGGCAGACAGGACAUGUUUCGAGCCUUGUCAAGCGACCUGAUCGAUGCAGCACAUCCACCUCCAGCUUCAAUGGCUCCAGAUCCUGGACCUGACACUACCUGGGACGUCCAACCUUCAAGCUCUACGUUGCCCUUUCGACUGGACCUGCCCGUGGUCAUGGGUCCUCCACCGUACAAGUCGAAGAAGGCGGCCAUAAGCUAUUGGCUCUGUACGUUGGCAGAGUUUGAAAUUUAUGGGAAGAAACACUUUGUUCGACAAUCCCGCGAGGUCACGGUCUUGACAGUUCAUGAUCCCGAAAAGGCUCUCGUCAAUCUCUCAAGCCCACUCUUAGCGGUGGAUGAAAUGCCCAUGUCAAAGCGAUCCAAUACACGGACAGUGAAAUUGACGGCAGGCCUUCAUCGUCAGACUUGGAUCAGUGGCUACCCCAUCUUCGUUGAUAUGCACAUUGACAACAAGAGCAGCAAGGACGUCAGGAAAGUUGAGCUGCAGCUCGAGAAAACUACACUGUUCCACAACUAUCCUGCGCCUUCUACGAACGCCGUAUCGGCCGAUGUGCUCCGCUUGCCAGAUCAUCGACAAACCGAGAUAGUUGUGAGGAAAGAUUUGGCUGAUGGGUUCCAAGGAGUGGUUUCAUUGUCGCAGGACUUCAGGACCUGUCAAUUGGAGUUGCCCACCGGUUUGGUAUCCAUCGAAACAGGGCGAUUCUUCGGCAUCCGCUACUUCUUGAACGUUCAAAUCACUUGCUCUUUCAACAAGCAUUUGAAAGUUCAGCUGCCGAUCACCAUCAUCCAUCCAAACUCUAUUGACAUUCCUCCCAACGCCCUUGCCCAAGUGGCGGCUUCCAUCGAGCACAAGCACCGAAAUCACUCCUCUACAAGCGGUGCCGGCUCACCUUACCGCUACCGCGCUGGCCAAGCGUUCACAGCUGCCCGAAGACAGUCAUACCUUCAACUGCGCAAGGACACUUUAGGGUCUACGGAGAUGGAGGAGCUUACACGUACUCUGGAAGGCAGCCCAAGGAGGAUGGCCUUGAGGCUUGGAGAGAGUCCAAGAAAGACGAAGGUUGCACGACGCCAAUCAGCCAACGUAUUAGGCAGCAGCAGCCGAAGCAGUCAUCAACAUUUGUUACCGCGCUCGUCAUUCGACACUACGACGAAUACCAAAUACAGCAUGCCACGUUCGAGUUACGAAACAGUAAGGCCACUGGAGCAGCGUGGGUCUCCUCAACGCAGAGUGUCGCGAGGACCACGCUCGAGCCUCGAGAGGAAGGUGCUGAAAGGUCUGCGCGGGAGUUUCGAGACCUCAGGACCGAGGCUGCAAAGGAGCACAUCUGGGUUGGCUUUCGAUGACAGUGAUAAAGAAAACUACGCACCGAAGUGA